AUGCCAAGAAAACGCAAAGGGGCUAAUUUGAGCCGCAGUACAAGUAAAGCUCGAAACUUGCGAAAUAGCAGAUCCGAAAGAACAGAAGAACAAAUCCAGCAACAAAAUACUGAUGCACGUGUCAGAAUGGCGCAAUUGCAUCAAGAAGAUCCAGAAGAUACACGAGCUGAACGCAAUGAAGUCAGAAGAUUAGAACAACGACAAUCAUGCCGUUUCACAGUCAGUAGACGAAGAACAAAUGACCAACAACGACAACAGGAAUGUCCGCAUUGUCAUGCUCUGAAAUUCAAAAAUGAGCCAGCUGGGAUCUGUUGCGCGUCAGGAAAAGUGCAACUACCUGAAAUUGAAACACCACCUGAACCAUUGAACGGCUUACUUAUCGGCACGGAUCCAGAUUCUAACGUGUUCCUGAAGGGCAUCGUCAACGAGCUAGAUGCUUUUUUGAACGAGCACAACGAGUUGUUGAAAAUAUUCAAAUCACAUAUGCACCAAUUACAAAGCGAUAUUCACGCUAUCGUCAUUAAUCCUGAUAAAACACCAGCUGGAGAGCAUAUUCGUAGAUUCAAUGCACCCGUUGUUGAUGAUGUUGCUGGAAUCAUGGUUGGCGAUUGUACAGCUGCAUGA
Molecule: messenger RNA, 624 nt
Organism: Parnassius apollo (apollo)
Lineage: Eukaryota; Metazoa; Arthropoda; Insecta; Lepidoptera; Papilionidae
Source: the annotation of a GenBank genome assembly